Molecule: messenger RNA, 2664 nt
Organism: Rhagoletis zephyria (snowberry fruit fly)
Lineage: Eukaryota; Metazoa; Arthropoda; Insecta; Diptera; Tephritidae
Product: esterase B1-like
Source: RefSeq, a predicted model, not a curated record
ACGUGCGAGCUCAUCUGGUGGGAAUCGUUGCCCAAAAAGAUUCAGUUUGUUAUCAGUGAUAGUGAUAAUAGAAAAUACUACUUGUGCAAGUAAUAGUGUGGAAUAACGCAUAAGCAUAUCAACGUAUAUAUGUUGUAGGUCUAUGAUAAAGUAAACUUACGGGGCAGACCUUGGUGGACUUCGCGCUUUGUCUUCUGUUUCUGUAUCCGGUUUUUAGUUUUUGCGCAAUGUUGUCGAGAUUUUCCCCUUUCAAUGCCAGACGUCUACAAAACAGUGCUUUACGAUAUAUAAGUAGAAUGGCAUCAUCAUCGGUCAAAGUGCAAGUACGUCAAGGUGUUGUGGUUGGACGAGAUGGGCUUCUGCCAAACGGAGAACCAUAUCAUAGCUUUCAAGGUGUACCCUAUGCAGUGCCUCCGCUUGGUGAAUUGCGUUUUAGAUCACCUGUGGCUUUGGAACGCUUUGAUACGCCCUCUCUAGAUUGUACGCGGGAAAAGGAACCAUGCCAUCAACGAGAUCCUAUGACAAAUAAUAUUAUAGGCACAGAAGAUUGCCUGCACCUCAAUGUAUACGCACCAGCAAAGCGCACUGCCAGACCACUGCCAGUUAUGGUGUGGCUACAUGGCGGCGGAUUUUUCUUUGGCUCAAGCAAAAACAUAUUGCCGUUAAGUUUAAUGUGUGAGGAUGUAAUUGUAGUGACACUAAAUUAUCGUUUAGGUGCUUGGGGUUUUUUAUGCCUACCCGAGGAGGGUAUUUGGGGUAGUGCCGGUUUGAAAGAUCAGCGGCUAGCUCUGCAGUGGAUUCACGAGAACAUCGCUCACUUUAAUGGCGACCCUAAUAAUGUUACCUUGUUCGGUGAAAGCGCUGGCGCUGCAUCUGUUCACUUGCACACAAUGGCUCCCCAUGCAAAUAAACUCUUUCAUAAAGCGAUUAUGCAAAGUGGCGCCGCUAAUAUGGAGUGGGUUUUCCAACUAACUCCACAAAACAAAGUGCGUGGCCUUUGCGAAUUGUUGGGCUGCCAAUCACGCGAUACGCGGGAUAUGCUAAACUUCUUACAAUCGCACGAAAAAGUAACCCCGCUGAAUGUUCUUGCUAAUACGUUGCCUCUGCUUUCUUCAGAUGAACGUCGCCGUGGCUUGCCCCUCCCUUUCGGACCUGUCGUUGAAGAUCAAAGCAGUUCUGAUAGAUUUAUCAGCAUGCCAGUAAUGGAACGUAUGCGAAAAAAAGAUACCCUGGCCAUGCCAAUUAUAAUGGGCUACAAUUCUGCUGAAGGCAUUAUGAUGCUGAUAAAUGCUAUACGUAAAAUCGAGGAUAUAGAUCAAGAUUUGUCUCGCUUUGUACCUCGUAACAUUCCACUGCAUACGGAUCACAAUGAUAUACAGUAUUUAGCACAAAAGUUACGCGACUUUUAUUUUAAUGGUAAAAAUAUCACGCACGAGCAAUUUGAUGCCAUGACUAAUUUAUUGACAGACUACCAUUUCAUGGUGGACACGCAGCUGGCUUUGAAAUUGCAGCUGGAACACCAGCCUCGCGCACCCAUCUUUUUUUAUAGGUAUGAUUAUUGUGGUGGACGGGAUCUAUAUAAACGAUUUUUCCAGUUGGAGCAGAUACCUGGCGCUUGUCAUGGAGACGAAUUACAUUACCUUUUCCAAACGCCAGGUGUUGACCCCAGAAAAUUUGAGGAAUGCGACAGGCAAAACAUUAAACGUCUUAGCGCACUCUGGGCUAACUUUGCGCGUCAUAAUAUGCCCACUCCACCAGAAAGUCCUUUUACCAAAGAGUUGGGCUGUAUUUGGACUCCGCUAAAGAGACCAAAUAAGGAUGAGGACUUUGGUUUGGAUUGCUUCAUUAUUGAUAGGGAAUGUAGAAUGCAACGUGGUCCCGACAAGGAUCGUAUGGAUUUCUGGCAUGAAAUAUAUCGAAAUUAUCCACCGUUGGACUACUCGCGGAUGAGCGCAAAGUUGUAAUUAACUAAAGCUGUUCUAAAAACUAAACCAUUCACCAAAAGAUGCUAUUGGAUUUAACUAAAGCUGUUUUAAAAACUAAACCAUUCACCAAAAGAUGCUAUUGGAUUUAACUAAAGCUGUUUUAAAAACUAAACCAUUCACCAAAAGAUGCUAUUGGAUUUAACUAAAGCUGUUUUAAAAACUAAACCAUUCACCAAAAGAUGCUAUUGGAUUUAACUAAAGCUGUUUUAAAAACUAAACCAUUCACCAAAAGAUGCUAUUGGAUUUAACUAAAGCUGUUUUAAAAACUAAACCAUUCACCAAAAGAUGCUAUUGGAUUUAACUAAAGCUGUUUUAAAAACUAAACCAUUCACCAAAAGAUGCUAUUGGAUUUAACUAAAGCUGUUUUAAAAACUAAACCAUUCACCAAAAGAUGCUAUUGGAUUUAACUAAAGCUGUUUUAAAAACUAAACCAUUCACCAAAAGAUGCUAUUGGAUUUAAUUGGUAAUUAAGUACGUGAAAAUACUCAUCCUUUUUUUUCAUUUCAUAGUAAGUUUUUGUACAUACAUAUUAGAUAAUACGAGGGAAUAUUUAAUUUAAAUAAAGAAACGGACUAAUAUACUUGCCUUGAUUCUCGUAAUUAUUUAUUUACGCCUCAAUUAUUGAAUCCACUAUAGAAAACAACGAAUCCGAAUACUUUCCACGAAUGCAUUCAGGUGU